Molecule: messenger RNA, 3901 nt
Organism: Megalops cyprinoides (Indo-Pacific tarpon)
Lineage: Eukaryota; Metazoa; Chordata; Actinopteri; Elopiformes; Megalopidae
Product: TOM1-like protein 2
Exons: 14
Coding region: 37-1536 (499 amino acids)
Biological process (GO): signal transduction
Cellular component (GO): membrane; endosome
Molecular function (GO): clathrin binding; ubiquitin binding; phosphatidylinositol binding
Source: RefSeq, a predicted model, not a curated record
UGACAGUGCGGUUUGUUGUUUGUUGUCAUCAUCAAGAUGGAGUUUUUACUGGGGAAUCCGUACAGCACUCCAGUGGGGCAAUGCAUAGAGAAGGCCACGGACGGCUCGCUGCAGAGCGAGGACUGGACGCUGAACAUGGAGAUCUGCGACAUCAUCAACGAGACGGAGGAAGGGCCGAAGGACGCCAUCAGGGCAGUGAAGAAGAGGCUGAACGGGAACAGGAACUACCGGGAGGUUAUGCUGGCGCUGACGGUCCUGGAGACGUGCGUGAAGAACUGCGGCCACCGCUUCCAUGUGCUGGUGGCCAACCGGGACUUCAUCGACGGCGUCCUGGUGAAGAUCAUCUCGCCCAAGACCAACCCACCCACCAUCGUGCAGGACAAGGUGCUGGCCCUGAUCCAGGCUUGGGCAGAUGCCUUCAGGAGCAGUCCAGACCUGACAGGUGUGGUCCACAUCUACGAAGAGCUUAAGAGGAAAGGCGUUGAGUUCCCCAUGGCAGACCUGGAUGCCCUGUCCCCUAUCCACACACCACAAAGGGGUGUUCCUGAGGUGGACCCGGCAUCCCACAAAUACAAGGCAUCCGCCCCGCCGCAGGCAGGCCCCACCGCCCCUGUCUCUGCACCCCCGCAGCCCGCCGCCUACCCCCCGCCCCAGGCCCCCAGCAUCCACAUGGCCGGACCCAUCACUGCCAACCCAGAACAGAUCGCCCGUCUGCGCAGUGAGCUGGACAUCGUGCGCGGGAACACCAAGGUGAUGUCGGAGAUGCUGACGGAGAUGGUCCCGGGACAGGAGGACCCGUCCGACCUGGAGCUGCUGCAGGAGCUGAACCGGACCUGCCGGGCUAUGCAACAGCGCAUUGUGGAGCUGAUCUCCCGCGUCUCCAACGAGGAAGUGACCGAGGAGCUGCUGCACGUCAACGACGACCUCAACAACAUCUUCCUGCGAUAUGAGAGAUAUGAGCGGUACCGGUCAGGAAGGGCGGCCCAAAGCACCAAUAAUGGGGUCCUCAGCGAGGCCACCGAAGACAACCUCAUCGACCUGGGGCCGGGGUCGCCCGCCGUGGUCAGCCCCAUGGUCAGCGCCACGCCCCCGGCCAGCGUCGGCCCCGUGCCCUCGUCCACGCCCGCCUCCCUGUCCACGCAGCUGGCCGGACUUGAUGUUGGUGGGGACAGCGUGACUGGCACUUUGAGCUCUCUGCCGAGCUGCAACCAGCCAGAUGACUUCGACAUGUUCGCUCAGACCAGGAACAGCUCUCUGGCCGAUCAGCGAAAGAAUGUGAAGUACGAAGACCCUCAGGCCCUGGGUGGCCUGGCUGCCGCCCUGGAUAUCAGGCAACAGAACACCAUAGGGAAAGGGGAUGACGCUGAAGAAGGAGUCACAAGUGAAGAGUUUGACAAGUUUUUGGAAGAGAGGGCCAAAGUUGCUGAGACGGCAUUACCGUCGCCCCCUAGUGGAGACCCUGGCCCGCCCGGGAAUGCCCCCAGCAGCAACCGCAAGAAAGCUGAGAGGUCCGAGGACACCCUCUUUGCCUUGUAGAUUUACUGCAGCCCCCCCUCUCCAGACCCAAACUGCCGCCCCCUGCCCCAGCAUACAGUAACAGCCUCCCACGGUACCACCUUUGCCCCUAAAUGCACCAUCCCAAGUCCCAGGCCACGGUCAUGACCCCCAGACGUGGGGGGGGGUGGGUCGCAGGUGUCCACAAGGUCUGCUCUAAAUGCUACAUUCUGCAUUUCUUCAUUCUGACAUUUCAGUGUCUGUCAGGGAUGUAUUUAAGAUGGUUAGAAUGGACUUCAUUCCCACUGCCUGAGGGAGAUUACCCCGGCACUGAGUGAGAGGGGUCACGACCAUGGGGUCCUUUCUGUUGCACGCUCUUUGUCGCCCCCUCUGGCCGCUGCCGGUAAAACUCUUUGGCUGAAGCAGUCGCAGUUGGCAGCUAGCGGUAGGGAAGUUUGAAUCAUGAACAUAAUGGAUUGUUUUGAACAAAUAUAGUGUAUGAAUUUUUUUGUAAUAAGUAUUAAUUGUUUUUAAUUACUUUGACUUAAUUUUCUGCAUAAAUGUGUUUUAAGAAAGGCCCCGUUUGACACAGUGAUUGUAAAUGUGUAGAUUUGUUUAACCCAUUUCAGUUGAUCAGGAGAAUUCUAUUUCAUAUAGCGCUCUUAAGGAAUUGUCACAGAGCACUUUCCCUGAAGGUUUACUAUGGGGCUUGCUGCAUUUUGAGUUCUCUGCAGUACUGUAAAGUUUGUCCUUUGGUUUCUUUGUUCUGUUUGUUUAAUUGAGAAAUGCCAUUCCUGGGGGUGGGGGGCGUUUAUGGAAGAGUGGUUUAGUAUGUCUGACUGUGUCCUCUCGUUGAGUUUAACCACGCUGGGGCCCUAUUAGCUGUAAUUAACGAGGCCCAGGAGCUCAGUUGGCCCAGUUUUGAAAAGGGAAUGUAAAAAAAUGUUUUUACUGUUUCCUGUUUUUUGGUUUCUCUGAGGUAACUUCCUGUCUUUGAGUGUAUCGUUGUAAAUACAGGCAAAUCGCAGUCCACGCCCGUAAACUCCGCUUCAGUGCGCUUCUAACAGACACAGACUGGAGCAUCUGCUUUCAGGGAUGCACAAACCCUGCUUUCCCAAAGGUUACAGUGUCCAUUGUAUCACAGAUUCAAUAUUGCUCAAUAUUGUCAAACAAUACAGCUGAAAAUGUUAGAGCCAGUGUUCUAUAAAAUGGCAGUCACAGUAAUUUUUCAAAAAUAAUCUUAAAACUAUGAUAAGCCAGUCUGCAAUCUGAUCUUUUCACAAUGACCCCUCCUUGGCAUAAAGGAGGACAGCGCCCUGUCAGUGAUGUGAGUGUCUCGCCGACGAUUUUGAAAUUUGGCAAAAACGGGACUCGCCUGACUUGACUUACUUCAGCCUUGCAUGUCAGGCAUUUCUGCAGUUCAGUCGUAAAGCACAGAAACACACUUCAGGGAAAGGCUACCUGAUACUGAGGUUUUUUGAAUAAAGAAGCCAGUCUUGUUCUCAGACUCAAGGUUAAGAAAGUGGCCGGAAAAGACCAAAAAGAAACAAUUGCACUGAAGUUAUUUAAUAGAAUUAAUUUGUAUAAUAUAUAGAAUAGAAUGUAGUUCAUUUGGCAAACUAAAAUACUUAGAUUUCUUUGGGGUUACUGUAAAAUAUGUAUCUAUUAUACAUAAUUAUAUGUAUAUACAUCUGAACUUUGUGAAUAAAACUCAAAAACUGAAUAGGCGUGCAGUUCCAAGACAUUCUGAAUCAGUAGCAGAUAUGUAGGUUGUUUUUACAAUGAAGCUGCGUGACAUACCAGCAGAGUUUCUCCAGAGGUGCAUAUACAUGCUCAUUAAUGAGAAACUGCAGUAAAUUUUUUUAAAUGAAAUUUCUGGAGCUCAAAUAGGAUGACAGAUUUGUGAACCAAAAAUAAUUAAAAACCGAUAAAUGAACUAGUUAGCUAUUGGCACGGAUUCUAACGACAAUUUGCUUUAUUCUUAAGUUGGACAAACAAACUUAAGAAUGCUUAACCUGUGCAGUUUUUUCAUGCACUGCAUUAUAAAUUUGGCAUAAUAAUUAUAACAAACAGUUUAAGACCUGAAAAACCAUGCCAUUCCAAUAAGGGAGGCUUGCAGUAAAGGAUUGCAGUUUUCUGAUGCGCGGUGCAACGGGUCGCAGUCGUCCUGGGUGCUGCACACAUUCAGGUGACUCCGUGCAGAGAAAAAAAAAAACAUGGUGUGCUGAAGCGAACAUGCAAACAGUGUUGGAAAGACGUUGAAGGCCGAUGUUAGGUUGGGUCGCAGGCUGCGGCAGGAUGACACUCCGUCUCUCCAUCUCUCUCCACCAUACUGCUCAACGGCCACGCUGAAGAAGCAGCAGCUUUUUCUUUCAGCACUACUGCUGCCAUGGCUAAUCAGCCACCU